AAAAGCAUGACUGCAGGACUACAGUUUCAAGGGUGGCAAACAUGACGGAAACAGUUGACAUGUGUGCUGCCAGCAAGGGUUGUCCUGAACCGCCGCCUGCAACAAGGGAUGCACCGUCUACUCCCGCUGCUUCCGAAAGAGAUGUUGGCCACCCUGAUGCAGUUGAUGCCACGGACGUUGCAGACGAAGAGGUGAACUUGGAAGACGACCAGGAUUCUGAUGACACACUGGACAGCGUGUCAGGGCUCUCCUCGGGUUCUUCCCCCGUGCCUCUAGAGCCGUUCAAGCCGCUGUUUCACGUCUGCUUCGCCGACAAAGUCACCAAAAGCGACGGCGUGGUCACUUACACCCUCCACACUCGUCGCGCAUGCGACGACGACGGCACGAGUUAUAUGGUGCAGCGACGAUACGAAGACUUUGAAUAUCUGGAGCACUGCCUAACCACGUCCAACCGAGAGCCUGGCCUCAUUGUGCCCCCCCUCCCCGAGCAGCCCGCCACAACAGUUGAGAUGGUCCAGACAUUGUCGCGAAGGCAGCUGGGCCCCAACUCCAAGGCUCUGAUUGGGGACCAGUUUUCCCUGGACUGCGUGCGACUCGAAACGUAUUUGGAGCUUCUUCUUCGACACCCUGUCUACGGAAGAGAUCCCGCCCUGGAGAAGUUUUUGAUCCAGAGAGAGCCGGCCCCCAGGGUGAAGGUGAAAGACGGGCUCUUUGAGCGGCUUGCUAGCUCCCUCGAGACUCGCAAGGAAGACCACAAGGACUGCGAAGAGUUCUUUCAAGAACAGAAGGAGUUUGUAACCAAGUAUGGAGCUGCCAUCGACAGUGCCAAUGCGGCCUUCAACGAUGUCGUCUGUGCCAGGCAGAGGCUCUGCAGUCUUCUGGGCCACCUGGCAACAGCCCUGGCACUCGCCUUGGGAAGCAACUUUGGGAAUGUUGGCCCCAAGGUCCCGGUUGCCUGGGACCCUUCCUGUUUCAAGCUGUCCUCGUCGGUUUCAAUGGCCCUGAAUGGACUUCAGCACCACGGGGAGCGGCAGUGCCUCUUGGAACGGAGCACCCUGGGGGCCCACCUGGAGCUGUACUCCCGCUACCUAGGCUCCGUGAGGGAGACGCUGCACUGCCGGACACGCCUCAUGCUCGACUACGAGCGCUGCAACCGGGACGUGGGCAGGGCAGCCCCCGAACAGAGGCAGCAGGCCGUGACGGCCAAGGUGGCUGCCGAAAAGGCCUUCGAGUCCUGCUCGGAUCUGGCUAGGCAAGAGAUGAAGCGGUUUCACCGGGACCGGAUACGGCACCUGGGCCGCCAGCUGGCGCUAUACGCUGAGGCGGAGCUGGCCAGUUCGCGCGAAGCCUGCGCCAUCUUGGAACGCUCGCUGCUCCGACUGGCGGCACGGCCCCGCAACUGCAGGGAGGACUGAGGCGCCGAGCGCCGGUAAACGCUUUUCUAGCGUCCCCUGCUUGGGGAUCGGAGCGAGCCCCCCGAAGCGUGACGGAGAGCGACCCUGUAGUCGAGGGAGUUCCACCACACUUUGCCCAUUCGUAGGCUUGUGAUGGGCACUGUGUGUGCAGUGCUACCGGCGACGCCCCCCAGCUCGACUGCGUCUGCCUAGGCUUUCUUCUUUUUUUUUUUCUUCCCGCCAAAGAUCUCCGUGCGGAGGGCAACUGACUUACCUCCCUCCGCCCGUUCUCACUGCGUGUAGUGCCGCGGAUUAUUGCGAUCCUAUCGGCGGCAAAACAGCAGAGGUGGUCGCGUUGGGUGCUUGUUUUCGCCUUGUUUGCUGUGUAGCCCGCCUACAUAGACCCCAGCGGGCAUGGGUUGGUCGAACGUCGCGUGCGCCCGCUCGUCGUAUUUAUAUUGGUUGAUACGAUCAACCACCAAGAUCGCAGCAUUACGCGGGCGUCGGCUCUUGCGAUGUAAUCUUGCUGCUACUUUGGACCACUCCGAUUAAUGGGCUGUAAAGACGCCAGAGAUGCUAGUCGGAGGGCCGUACCAGGCAGGCAUUAUACAGCGGCCGUGUGUUUUUCUUGCUUCUGCGGUGUGUUUGGGGGAUACGGGCGGUUGAGUGCUACACGAUCCUGGAGAUCACUGAACACCAGUGUUCCUCAGUUUAGUUCUUCUUUGAAUGGUGAAACUCCUUACAAUACCCGAAGCUACAGCAGGCGAUCGGGGGAACGUGUAAAUAACGUUCUCCAAGGUAAACAAUAAACAGAAGCAUCGUGUCAAAGAAAAGACUAAUCUCACCGCCGCAAGAGAAACACGCACUCGUUAAAGGCGCCCUAAUACAUCGGGUGUCGCAAAUAGCGGCCAGGCUCUUUAAAUC
This is a messenger RNA of Ixodes scapularis (black-legged tick), 2318 nucleotides long. RefSeq names its product sorting nexin-32. NCBI's taxonomy places the organism in Eukaryota, Metazoa, Arthropoda, Arachnida, Ixodida, Ixodidae. The record is from RefSeq and is a predicted model, not a curated record. Gene Ontology annotation, molecular function: phosphatidylinositol binding.